AUGGAUCAACAUAAUGAAAGGAAUGUCUCCAGACUAUGGAGGGCUUUCAGGACCGUUAAAGAAAUGGUGAGAGAUAGAGGGUAUUUUAUUACACAGGAGGAGAUUGAUCUUGCUCUGGACGACUUUAAAGCCAAAUACUGCGAUUCAAUGGGCAGGCCACAGCGUAAGAUGAUGUCUUUUCAAUCUAAUCCAACUGAAGAAUCUAUCGUAAAGUCUCCACAAAUGGGUUCAGUAUGGAUUGAAUUUUGCGAUGAGCCGAGUGUCGGUAUCAAAACUAUGAAAAAUUUUGUUAUUCAUAUUGGUGAAAAGAAUUUCCAAACGGGUAUAUUCAUAUAUCAAAACGGUAUCACUCCUAGUGCGUUGAAGCUGCUACCCUCUGUGGCUCCAGCUACUAUUGAAACUUUCAAUGAGGCAUCUUUGGUUGUUAAUAUUACUCACCACGAAUUGGUUCCCAAACACAUUAAAUUGAGUGAUGAGGAAAAGCGGGAGCUGUUAAAAAGGUACAGAUUGAAAGAGUCUCAGUUACCAAGAAUCCAGAGAAUGGAUCCAGUUGCAUUGUAUUUAGGAUUAAAGAGAGGUGAAGUAGUAAAGAUCAUUAGAAAAUCUGAAACUUCUGGUCGUUAUGCAAGUUACAGAAUCUGCUUGUAA
Molecule: messenger RNA, 648 nt
Organism: Eremothecium cymbalariae DBVPG#7215
Lineage: Eukaryota; Fungi; Ascomycota; Saccharomycetes; Saccharomycetales; Saccharomycetaceae
Gene: RPB5
Product: DNA-directed RNA polymerase core subunit RPB5
Exons: 1
Coding region: 1-648 (215 amino acids)
Biological process (GO): DNA-templated transcription
Cellular component (GO): RNA polymerase II, core complex; RNA polymerase III complex; RNA polymerase I complex
Molecular function (GO): DNA binding; DNA-directed RNA polymerase activity
Source: RefSeq, a predicted model, not a curated record